GAGAGAAAAAGGGAGAAAUAGAGUUUUCCGUCUUUCUGCGGAGGACAGGAACGAUGUAUUGUGCGUACACCAUCCCUGGGAUGACAGGCAGCUCACUGAUGUACUACUACAACGGCAAAGCGGUGUACGCUCCGUCUGCCAGUACAGCCGACUACAACAGGGACUCACCGGGUUAUCCCUCCUCCAAACCUCCCAGUGCUGGCUUCCCAAGCUCAUUCUUUAUGCCAGAUGGUCACAGUGGUGAUCCCUGGAGCAGCAGUAGUAGCAGUAUGAGCCAGCAAGGUUACCACGGCAGCAUGCUCGGGGGUGGGAACUCAUCCCACGGCCCCGCCCAGAGCUCCUCCUACUGCGGGAUUCACCCUCACGACAGACUGAGCUACCCAUCGCACUCGUCUGCAGAUAUCAGCUCCAGCCUUCCUCCAAUGUCCAGCUUCCACCGAGGAGGAGGGAGCGGGAGCGGGGCCAAUCACUACAGCACCGCCUCUUGCACCGCCCCCACCAACGGCACAGACAGCAUCAUGGCUAACCGAGCACAGAGCGGAGCAGCCAGCAGCUCUCAGACAGGAGACGCCUUAGGGAAAGCGCUCGCAUCGAUUUACUCUCCAGACCACACAAACAACAGCUUCUCAUCCAAUCCCUCCACCCCAGUUGGCUCCCCACCCUCCCUCACAGCUGCCAGUUCAGCUGUUUGGUCGAGGAAUGGCGGACAGGGAGCGUCAUCGCCAAACUACGAGGCUCCGCUGCACUCUCUGCAAAGUCGUAUCGAGGACCGUCUGGAGCGUUUGGACGAUGCCAUCCAUGUACUGCGGAGCCACGCGGUGGGGCCGUCUACGGGUAUGACCAGCGGGCACGGUGAUAUGCACAGCCUCAUCGGGGCUGCGCAUUCGCAUAACGGUGCCAUGGGUGCUCUGGGCAGCGGGUACGGGACAGGACUGCUGUCGGCCAACAGACACUCCCUCAUGGUGGGCUCUCACAGAGAAGACGGCGGUGGCGUGGGCGGUUUGCGCGGCGGACACUCGAUGGCGGGUCAGGUGCCGGUGCCUCAGCUGCCCGUUCAGUCAGCCACCUCGCCAGACCUCAGCCAGCCAGACCCCUACCGCGCUCUGUCCGGAGGCCUUCAGGGCCAGAGCACCUCCUCCGUCAGCUCAGAGAUCAAGUCUGAGGACGAGGGGGACGAGAACCUCCUGCAGGACUCAAAGAACCUGGACCCCAAGAAGGAGGACGCCGACAGCAAGGAGCUCAAAUCUAUUGAGAGCAACAACGACGAUGAAGACCUGUCUCCGGAGCAGAAGAUGGAGAGAGAGAGGGAACGGAGGAUGGCCAACAACGCGCGGGAGCGCCUGCGCGUCCGCGACAUCAACGAGGCGUUCAAGGAGCUGGGCAGGAUGGUCCAGCUGCACCUGAAGAGCGACAAACCUCAGACCAAGUUACUGAUCCUGCACCAGGCCGUGGCCGUCAUCCUCAGUCUGGAGCAGCAAGUGCGAGAGCGAAACCUGAACCCCAAGGCGGCCUGUCUGAAGCGCCGUGAGGAGGAGAAGGUGACUGUGACGUCGGACGGGACUCCCCUCUCGCUGGCCGCCGCGCACCAUGCCGCCGCCGCCAUGGGCGAUGGGUCAAACCCCAUGGGACAAAUGUCUAAGGUGCCAGAGUUCAUCAAGAUGAUGAGUGACCACUUCCUCUGACGGCGUUUCCAUGACAACCCAGCAAUCUAUCAAACCUGUUGUUGCUUCAGCCUGACCAAUCAGAUCAGCCUCUUUCUCUCCUCUCAUCUGUCGUCUCUGAUCCUCUUCUUCGCCUUUGUCUCCUUCUCCCGUCGAGAACUCAAACUGCAGAGUCACAUUAGUCGCUUUCAUCACUUUGCAUCUCCAGCUGAAGUGAACUGGAUGCUACUUUGUGGAGACGUUAAAACGGCCGCUGUAACAUGGCUGCUACAAAGUGGCAGUUAAUGGGAGCUUUUCACACGAAGUGACAGCAAUGGACAAAAGUCUUUGGAAUCACAUCAUCCAAGAAAUUCUUCUUGUACUACUUGUUUUAUCAGCAUUCCCAGUUUUAAAGAACAAAAGGGUUCUAUAUAUAUAUAAAUAUAUAUAGUAUAUAUAUAUGAGAAAAGGAAAAAAUGAUGAAAACUUGUUUAAAAAAAGUGCAACUGGAUGCGGGCAGUGAGGAGGCUAGGGGGUUGGAGAGCGCUUUUCAGAAUGGAACAAAACAUAUCACAAAGUGUUUAAGAGAUUUUUUUUCUUUUUUAAAGCAACAUUGCGCAGCUGUUGUUGAAUGCAGCCUUGGCGCAUCUCUGACUGAAUGGCAAUCUAACGCCACACUGUGGAUGAAGCUGUGCCUGAUCUCCUCUUGGAUGCAAACCAGUCAGAUAGAUACACACGGAGAAACAAAGCAAACAAAACAGGACAAAGAAAAAGAACAGGAAAUUUCCAGGAAGUAUCACAGACGCAGGCUGCACAAUCACACAUCCCCUUACAAACCACACAUCUUCAAGUAUAAAUUAACCUGAGGAAGAGAUUAGGACGCAAAAUAUGUUGUGACCCAACUGCUUUUCAGAGUUGAGUGAUCUGAACAAAAGUUAAGCUAACAAAUGCUUUUUGACUAUCAUAGAUGCCUAGAAAUAAGCAGGAAACAGGGGCAACACAUUCUUCCCCUUCUAAUGCAUUCCCUCCUAAACAUUUAGAUUGUAAGUGUAAAACAAAUAUGAAUAUUUCUGUUUAUGUAUUUUCAUUGGACUUUCAUGCUAAUAGCAACGUUGACUUUCUUCAGACUGCAAAAUGGUAAGAAUGGAUAGGUUUUUAGUGUGAACACAAAUACAGAAACUUCAGCUGGCUCGUGUGUAUCUACUGGGAGGAAGAGAGUACUAAGAGGAUCAAUCAUUGAAUCAAUUAAUCAGUCAAUCAAUGAGUGACUCCAGGGGGUUUGGGAUGUUCAAAUUAUUGAAGGCAGAGGAAUUACCGGCAAAAGUCAUGCAGUAAUGCAAAAGUGUACUUCUAAAUGCGGCAGAAAGGCAAGGCUUUUCUUGACAUCUUCAUCUGAGAUUGUUGUUGAAGGUUUGUAGGGCAGAAAUCAAAUCGUCACAAAUCAAGGUUCUUUGUCGGAUAUUCCACAGCAUUUGCAGAGCAGCUAGAGUUUGAGACUAGUGUUCAAACCUUUCCUGAAAUUGAAGGAUUACAAAUCAAGGAAAAGACAGAUAGAUGGAUGGGCGGAUGAGAGGGAAGAGGGCUGGACUGAGCACUGACGUGAAUUCUAUUCCAUGUUUAGCACAUUCCCUGAAUCACAAUCGCUCUACUUGAAUCCAGUGCUCCCGGGGUCCUGAAGGCCUGAACUACAGGAUGUGGGGGAGUCAUGGAGGGGGAAAGCAGGAUUGAGGCAGGCCAUCAUCCUGAGGAGUUAGAGCUCGAGGGAGAGAAAGACAAACUGAGAAGCCAGAGGUGUUGACACUGCAGGGGAAGCAAGGGAACAAUCAUUGGGGUGAGGGGUGUAUGAUUUUCUACUGGGGGCCAAGCAGCAGUAGUCAAAGCAUUCCUGUAUUGGAUUCACUAGAUUCCCUCAUUUCCUGGUUUAGUGCCUGUCCAAUCAUAACCCUAAACCUCUAACCCUAAUUUCAGGCUUCUCCCCAGCCCCAAGUACCAACCUUGGGGGGGGACUUUCUGAUUGACACUUUGUGUUUGGCAAAAUAAAGGACGAGUCCAUAUCAUUGAUGAGGUGUCUGUUGCUGCAAGCAUUUGCAAAGUCUCAUUGAACUUCUUCAAGUUCCAUUGCAGUCCUUGUUAUGUUUCACUUGAUGGUGUUGCAGUGAUGAUUGAAUAGGAACUGGAAUAGUCUCUAUUUUUCUGAUGCAAACAACAAUUGGUGUUCCUGUAUGUCAGCAGACUCUGGCUCAUAUAUUACAGCCAGAUUAGGCAAAGUUUUAAAGUUUCAGAUUUUGGAUAAUUUGGCCAAUAUCAGCCACAUCUAGCAGCCCUCAGAACAAAUUAGGCCGCUGUUGGGCCCAGUCAUUUUGCUCAUCUUGGUUUGGUCAAGACGCAGGAAAAUUCAGAACGUUCAUAACAAAUAUGCCGUUUUGAAUCAACUGAAACCAGAUCAGUGGUCUACAUCUGAGAGAGGUCCAAUCCAGAAUCCUAACCAGUAAUAUCCCGUCAGAAUUAAGUGCGAAGACUUAACCAAGUUUUUUGGGUAGUUCUAUGAUCGUCAUGAUUUCUGAGUGAUACAGGUUUGGGAAAGUCAGGAUCAGGACAAGGUGGGAGACAAAAGUCAUGACUGCAAGCAGGUGGAACCAGAGAGGUCAGGAGGAAAAGUUUAAGGCAACAACAUCCUUUGUUUUCUGGUGUCAGUCUGAAAGUCCUCUUUCACCCUCACCCCAAGUUAAACCCUUUUCAGUCCAGGCCUAUGUUUAAUCCCAAGUCCCAGUACUGUCUUCUCUGCUGACCCUAGCCUUAUUAGCCCUGAACGAGAGUCCUAGCCCCUCUCCCAAGCCUCUUGCCCCACCUAAGCGGUCCCACAGAUGCAAUUUGAACAUUCACACUUCUACCAAUGUGCCUUUUUAGAGUUCAUAUCAUUCGAGUUACCAGAGGAGGACAUUUACCUGGUCUUUUAAUAGGAUGCAAGCUUAGGGAAACCUGUUCUUAGUCGUUAGGUUCUAUGCAGUCAGGUUUUUUACCAGACCUGGGAAUUUAAAAAAAGCUAAAAAGGAAAAAAAAGUAUUUUUUGGAUAAAAAACAAAACUGUAUUUAAUGUACUGUACGCUUAUAUGUAAGUAGACAGCGUGUUCUGGCUUUAAGCCAAUGGGACAGACGCUUGAUUUAGCAAGACGAGCCCCCGUCCCAGUCCUCCCCGUCCCCCCAAGUCCUCCAUAACCCCCAAACCUCACUUUCCUGUUCCAAGCCCCAUCCCUGUUUCCAUGGUGAACAACGCGUCUCUUCUUGUAUUAUAGCUUAUCAGCUUUUUAUCAAUAUUUGAUCGGCUUGACCGUAAGCCAAUGUAGUCUUCAGUACAAAGUGUGUGGUUGUAUGUUGUAAAACAGAUUUUCUUUCUUUUCUCUCUCUCUCUCUUUCUCUCUCUCUCUCUCUCUCUCUCUCUCUCU
This is a messenger RNA of Seriola dumerili (greater amberjack), 5083 nucleotides long. It is a transcript of the gene tcf4, whose product is annotated as transcription factor 4. Gene Ontology annotation, cellular component: transcription regulator complex. The record is from RefSeq and is a predicted model, not a curated record. Lineage: Eukaryota; Metazoa; Chordata; Actinopteri; Carangiformes; Carangidae. The transcript is spliced from 13 exons. Gene Ontology annotation, biological process: regulation of transcription by RNA polymerase II. The coding region runs from base 54 to 1682 and encodes 542 amino acids. Gene Ontology annotation, molecular function: RNA polymerase II cis-regulatory region sequence-specific DNA binding; DNA-binding transcription factor activity, RNA polymerase II-specific; protein dimerization activity.